AUGCAGGGGAAGAUGUCCGCAGUCUUGCGGAAGAUCCUCGGCCUCCACAAGAAGAAGAUCACCAAGAAGGACUCCAUUACCGGUCGAAACAACAGUUUUGUAAGCUUUAUCCGUUUUUGGGGUCAAGCUAUGGGUUUAUAAUGAUGACUUAUGUAAAAUAUCAAUUAUUUGGUAAAUAUUUAUAUGAUUUUUAACUUGAUAUGAUAAUUCGUCAAUUGUAUUGUAAUAUAUUAAUGUGUUAGUGAAUGUGAUUAUUUGCUUUCAGCCGGUUCCAUACUUGGCCAAGCUUGAGGGUAAUCAGCUCCAGCCAGGACAGUCUUUAAUUGUACGAGGAAUUGUUGUAGGUAUGCGUUUUGUGCCUUUUUACAAUCUUUUUGAAACCUUUUUUAAAAUAUUUGCAGCUUUAUGUAUCAUUACAUACAAAGGCUAUAAAACAACAUAUGAGAGCAGAUUAUUUAAUAUUGCGCUACUUCAGGCCGCCAAGACUUUGUCAUCAACUUAACCAACGGCCCUCGUGUAGAAUUCGACGAUGAAGUGGACGUACUAGAUGACCGCCUUCUGUGUGUCCGAGUAGACAUCGAGAAGCGGAAGAUCCACAUGAAUGCCUGUAUCAAUGGCGAAUGGGGCCGAGAAGGCUGUGUGAAGCACAAAUGGCAACCUGGCGACGAGUUCGACAUCCGAGUACGAUGUCACGAAGACGAAUUCGAGGUGUACGUGGAGCACAAACUGGUGGCCCGGUUCGCGCACUACGUCCCGCUAGCCAAGAUUACACACAUCUACAUCAACGGAGACAUCGAGCUGUUCAGUUCGUCCUGGGAGGGCAUGUAUUACGUAAGGGGGAGGUUGACAAUAUUCGUUUUGUUUUUAGAACGUCCCUUACUCGGCGGAUAUACCGGGUAAUUUCUAUCCGGGAAGGAAGCUGUACGUCUCGGCUUUGGCCAAAAAGAAAGCCAAACAGUUUUUCGUCGAGUUUUAUGCCGGCUCCGACGUGGUUCUGCAGCUGAAUCCCCGGUUUCCGGUCAAGGUAUGUGGUGCCAGACUUGUUUUGUUUGCUGUUCAUUCCGAAUGCAACAGAGUAGUGAGAGUGUUCGGCAUUGUGAACAGUGUUUGAGCAGUGCAAAGACAAUUUUAAAGACUGCUCAAACGCUGUAGAGCAAUAUGCUUGUCUAAACGAGUAGAACAAAGACAAUAUUCACGUAGACAAGCCGGCAAUAUUCAUGUAAAGCAGAAAAUAUUAACGUAAAACAGAGAAGACUAACGUUUAACACACAAUUUUGAUGUAGAAAAGACGAUACACUUGCCAAAACGUAAUAUUCAUGCUGUAAACGAAAAAACGUUUACGUCGCAGAAGAAUAUCCAUGUUUAUGCCCUUUGAGAAUCCAAUUUCAGAAGCUGGUUUGUAACAGCAAAUUAGAAGGCAAAUGGGGCAACGAAGAAAUCCUCGCCCUGGAGCCAUUCCCCUUCAAGAGAAAGCGAAACUUUGACCUUCUCAUCUACUGCGAGGAGACCAAGUUCCUGAUAUACGCCGAUGACUGCCUCGUCGGCACCUUCGACCACAGGAUAAACCCACGUGCCGCCGAGAAGAUUCAAAUUAGCGGCGACAUUGUGUUGCAAGGUGUGCAUCUUAAAUAAUGUAAAUAAAACUACGCGAUUCAAUUAGGCUUGAUUGUGAGGGCGAAGUAAUUGUAACAGAAAACGUAAUAGCAACAUAAAAGUCCAUUUGAAGUUUCUGUUUCCGCAACGAGUACGAUGGGAAUAAGUAAAGUAGACUUAUAUUUUAAACUUCCUUCCCCCAGGGGAUUAAUCAAUGCGGCCAGCUGAAGGGCUACAAUUACACAGAUUCCUUUCACGUUUGACAUCCGCCACUCCGUCCGGCUUCCGAAUUUCACAAAAUAAAUUUAUUUUGGGAAAAGAUUUCGACGCAAAAUCAAGAAAAUCAAUCGUGACACUUCGUUCCGAAGCUAAUUUUAAUAAACGAUUUUUCGGAAUUCUCCUCGAGAUCUGAUCAACUAUAAUAUAGCGUGAUCAAUUCGAAUUGAGUCAAAACGAUGUUGAUCGUGAAUAAAUUGGGGAGCCAUUAGGGAAAUGAAAACAUAUUCCACAUCCUGUUGAUUCCAAACUUGUGUGCACUUGCAAUUCUCAAAAAAUAAAUAAUUUAUGCAUGAAGGAGCAUUAAGUGGUUGGAACACCGCACUCUUUUUUGUUAUCGGAUAUUUAUUUGAUUUUGAGGGGAAGAGUCUCUUUAGGCGUCGAAGCCAUAAGAGAAGCAUACCAAAAAGAUGCUAACUGGUUGGCGCCAGUCCUGCCCGAAUUCUUUUGGACAUCACCAGGACAGGGGCGAGAGGGGGGAGGGAGGAGACUGAUGCUUGGCCACAACCUCCAGAGCCGUUUAUGUGCGGGAGAGGGCUUUUCCCCCGGCCUUCCAUUCUCGUCCGGUCCUGUUUAUGCGCUGAACAAGAAAAAAAAAAACAAUAAUCUAGGUGGAAUUAACCGCUCCUCCCGCUCGCCCGCCGUCUCGCAAAGUGCUUUUCUCAUCUUUCGGUUUUGGAGUCGUUUAUUGAGACAUUUGCAAUGUUGUUAUCGCUGAACUGGCACAUUUUAAAUGUUUUUGUUGUUCCACAGGCAGAUUUGCCAUGUUUUUUGUUUGAGACAUUCCUGGUUUCGUGAUUAAAACGAUAAUUUGGCGAUGGUUUUGUGGUUAUUAAGGUGGUCAGAAAUUACGUGGAACUAUAUAGUCUCUUACGUUAUUAUAUCUCAUUCUUAUGGUUUUACUUUCCUUUUCACCGAACCAGUAAACGGAGACAUUUACUAUGUUUUUAUGGUUAAAAAGACAUUCGCGAUGUUGUUUAUGGUGUAAAUGAAGUUUUUAUUGUCAAAACAAGUAGUUUCUGUUUUCAUAGUUAAAACAAGUAGUUUAUGUUGUGAUAGUUAAGUAUAUGACAAAAUGUUUUAUUUUUAAGACAACGUUUUUAUCAAAAAUUUCAAAUGUUUCGAUAUCUUUGAACGUGUUUAUUAUAUCAAGGUGAAUAAAACAAUAUAUUGCAGGCCAUGUACAAACAUCUACAUAGUGGGUAAAGCGGAAUCACAAAGUAAGUGAUUUUGUCAUUCUAAAACUAUCAAGGAAGCUACUUUUGUCUUUAGUGUUUUGACUGAACAGAAGGGUAUUAUUCCGAAAUUUCAAUGCUUUGUAAAGAGGUGAUCUUGUAAUGUCUUUCAAGUAUUGGAAUACGGCUUUUGGUCCAAAGGAAUGUGUGUUAUGAUAUAUGUCUUUACCUCGGAGUAUAAAUUGUUUGAACACAUUCCCCUUGAUGGAGGGGAUCAUUUGUGGGAAUUGCUAUUAGGGAAAGAGCUUAGGUUUCCGAACCAAUAAAACGAGGGUCGGGUUUCCCCCCCCCCCUUUUUUUCUGACAGUUUAAGUUGGUUUCUUUUUUUUGACUCGGCCAUUUUCCGGAUGAUCAGAUUAUGGCCCUUCUGUAACCAUGGUCUCCAGCCAUAUGAUUAAAAUUGUUUAGCUAUGGAAAGGGCCCGGAAGAAGCUGGCCUCGGCCAUCGACGGCAUCAAGAACCUCACCAUCCGCACCGAGUAUGACGUGGACGAAGCCCUGUCUUCCGAACACUUUUGUCUGUCAGAGGUAGGUUGUUGUUGUGACGUCUGGAGCGAGUUCGAGGACAACGGCACGCUGUGCUUUCACCGUGUUAAUAGGUGUCUGUCCGAGAACUUAUGCUUUUGUAAAUCUUGAUUAUAUUUUUAUUAAAUUUGGUCAAAAAAUAAAGUUAAAACAAUAAAAAAAAUUUUUUUUGGACUUUAACCAAUAGUAAAUAGAUAAUGAAUCUCAUAAGGAAAUGUUGUGGCUUUAAUUAGUUGUAGUGCUUUUAAACCUUUGAUAAAAGUAUGGUUUUAGAUCGUCAGACACGGGUUUCCGGACGAUCCACGAUGCAUGGACUACGACCCAGUCCAGCGACUGGUAGCUAUUGGGGCUGGCCAUGGCUGUGUAAGGUUACUAGGCCAGCCUGGAGUGGACUACCAUCUAAAACACGAGUCGGACGAACCAGUUCUCCACGUUCAGUUUCUUGUAAAUGAGGUAAUGUUGAUUAAAUUUUCAAUUUGAUGUGACUUUUGAUGACUUAAAUUAAUUUAAUGCCAUGAUUAGGUACAUUAAUAUCCUUUUUUGCUCAAAUUAAACCAAAAUGUCAUGUUAACAUUGAGUACCAUUACAGGGAGGGCUAAUCACAGCGCUGCGCGAUGACACGAUACACUUGUGGAACUACCGACAGAAGAAGCCGGAGAUCGUGCACUCGUUGAGGAUGACCAAGGAGCGUGUUACUUGUAUUUAUCUGGCGUUCCAGAGUAAAUGGCUACAUGUCGGCACAGACAAAGGGAACGUUUACUUCGUAUGUCUGGCCAAUUUCGAGCUGUCGGCUUAUGUCAUAAUGUGGAACAAAGCGAUCGACCUGUAAGACAUUACCGUAAUCUUGUUAAUGGCCUUUCGUGAGUUACAGUAAUCUCAUAGUGUGUUACAGUAACCUCGUUAUGAAUAUGUAAGCUGUUAUCAUAACUUUUUGCUAUUUAGGAGUUGCCGAGUUCACCCUGGAUCAGUCAAGGACAUCAGCAUGUGUCCCACCGACCAGUCGAGACUUCUGAUCCUGUUUGAGAAAGGCCAGGUCGUGCUGUGGAACGUUGUGACAAAAGAAAGUGAACGUUUCGCUACUGACACAUCUCCUGUCAAAUGUAUAUCAUGGCAUUCUGAUGGUAAACAGUUUAUGUGUGGCCACAAAGAUGGAGCACUCACGGUGUGGAACAUCAGGAAGCCGAAAGACGUACAGCAGAAGAACGUCCCGCACGCUCCGGGAGACAACGUGACCUGCCGUCCGAUCACCCAUCUUCACUGGGCCGUGAACGCGGAUGGAGAACAGCUGAUCGUGUUUGCUGGAGGAAUGCCUUCAGAUGAGGGGGUACUACCUGCCAUGACUCUACUACGGUCCAAAGGGUCGAUUACCGUACUCGAGAUGGAUCACCCCAUCAUUCAGCUGUUCCCACUGAUGUCAUCUCCUUUCAACACGUGUCCUCAACAUCCAUUUGGUACUGCCGUGCUACUGAAGAACGACUUCCUGAUAGUGGACAUGAGUGGUACCGGGGGUGGAUACCCAUGCUUUGAGAGUCCCUACUCUACCGACAUCCAUGAAAGUCCAGUUACCUUACUCACCUACCUAUCUGACUGUCCUUUGGACCUUACGGCCGCUCUUACUUUGGUGGGAAGGCAUCAGAGGAAACAGGGCGUCAGGUUGAGUGAUAAGGUAAGAGUACUAGCAAUCUUGUGAUCUAAUUGUACAAGUGAUCUUUGUUGAUAUUAUUCUUUUCUUUGUUUGCUUUGUAUAAUAUAUUGAUGUACACCCAUUAUUAUGUUGAUUUAAUGUCCCAUUAAACCGCUUUCAGGCCUGGCCAAUCAACGGUGGGGUAGGGCGCGACUGUGCAACGGGUCACGAAGAAGUCGUAAUAACGGGUCACGAGGAUGGGUCCCUCAAGUUCUGGCAAGCCAGCGGGGAGCACCUCCAGAUAUUGUACAAACUCAAGACGAGCCGCCACUUCGAGAAGUCCACCGCCGAAGCCCGCAUCGUCAGUUUCGCCGUCCAGAAGAUCGAAUUGUGUGCCCAGUCUAGGCUGCUGUUGGUGGCCUCGGCCUGUGGUCAGAUAUCACUGUUUCGAUUCCUCAAAACCGAAAAUGCUCAAGAGAUCGCGGUAGGUCUUUUGCUUAUGUUAAUAUGAGUUUAAUUCAUCACUUUAACAGUUAAUGUUACCUAAUGUUACUUGUUUUAUCGUUAACACGGUUUCUAUUGACCUGUUCUAUGGUUAAUAUGCGCUUUAUCAACCAAUUUUAAAGGUUUAUAUUACCUAAAAUUAUAUUUUUGCCAUGCCUUAACGUAUUAUGCCUUCCGGCCAUAAACCUUUCAAUUUAUGUGCUCGUCAAUCAUAUCCACAAGACAAGAUGAAUUACUUUAGAUUUUGGCAUUACCUCGUUUAUCGUCGGCCGUCCCCUCGACCAGUCCUAGUCCAAAGACUGGUAGCGCGGAAGGAUCGACCGAGAAUACGACCAGAGUCGAGCUGAAGCGACAACCAGACCACAUUCCAGAAUCCACUGAGUCGCUACAGAGCGUGGAGACGUCGUCCGUGUCUUCGGAUCAGAUGCCCGUCAAAGUGCGUAGCGGCGUCUUCAGAAGGCCGGCUGGUUAUCAGGUGAGUUAGGGUUUGAGGCUUUAUGUAAAGCUUGAGUUUGUUCGGGUCAAAAAGUAUAUAGAAUGCAUGAAUUAGUAUACAAAAUUUAAUCAAUGAUAAUAUAAGAAGACAUUCACAUUAUUUUCGACCAAGAGUUACCUUUCAACUUCUAAAAUGAUGUUGUUUUAGCCAGAACUGGUCUGCCAAAUCCCCUGGAGCGCCUCUCAAGGCCCGGAGAAGAUCACGGCCAUCGCUCUGAAUUCACAGUACGGUCUUUUAGCCGUGGCUACGCCGGGCGGCCUGGCUUUGGUCGAUAUCCUGACCUUGAGUCUGGUGUACUGUUGGAGUACGGCGGAGUUGUACAACAAGGAUGUCACUUCUUUUGGCGAUGUAUCACCUUCUGAGGUCAGUUUUACAGAGAAUGUCAUAAGCAAUGACAUAUUAGUUAUAAUUAUGAUAUUCAAAACAAUAUUAAGUCACUGACAUCCUCAAGGUAAUGUCAUCAAAGAUACCGUGUGAGCACACGUUUGAAGUGAAGCUUUCUUUAAACUGCUUUCCCUACUAUAACGAAACACUAUACGGACCUACUUACAGUAAUUUCUGUGACGUUACAGUAGUUUCUUACUCAUUACAGUUGUUUUACACAAUACCGUAACACGAUAUUGUAUCCCUCUUACACCUUAUAGUACUGUAACAUACGAUUAGAUAUCAUUUUCACACAGUACCGUACUCCUUUCACACUAUACCCUAACACAUACCGUAUGACCUUAACACGUACCGUAAUCUAUUGACAUUUCAGUUGCUUUCACGCAAACGUAGACAGUUGAAAGUGAGUACGUUAGUAGUCGGUUCCCUUAGGUGUUGUGGGUACUGUAUUUAUUUAUUUCGUUAACAGAGUGCCGUGUGUAGCGUAUCGUACAAAGAGCCGUCGUCUGUAGCCCCAGAAGCACCGUUAAGGCCUAUGCAAAGAUCGUCGCUGACUUCAAAACGUCGAGAAUCCGCGGAAUUCAGAAGCAAGACGCUGUCGUGGGGCAGUCUGACGUCGCGAGAAGACAACAGUCUAGCCGGUGAAUCCUGUACCUCGGUGUCUACAUUGGGCACGAUGUCUCCAGGGUCGUCGAUCGUCUCGCUUCUGAAUAAGGAGCCUUCAAUCGACUUGACUGAGGAUUCUGAAUACGACAAACGACUGAAGAAGAAGCCGAGUCUGGUCAGAAGGCUGACUAAGAAGAUGGCCAGAAGCCUGACGAUCAACACCAGCAACAGGGACCUGAGGCCUCUCGCCUACUCCAAGUCCUUCGACAUACAAAGUGUGACAUGACUUUAGUUUUGUGAUCUUACACUCGCUUUUUGAUAUUACACCUGCUUUUGUGCCAUUUUACUUGUCUUUUGUGAUGUUACACUUGCUUGGUGGCAUCUCAAUUGCAUUUGUGGUUGUUUCUUGUGUUACCGUGACUGUUAUCGUAACGUUCCCUCCGUUAACGUUCCGUUGAGCACGUUUUCAAAUUUUAAAAUUGGAACUUUCUGAUCGGUUCUCACGUCCUCGCUGUCCACAGUCUAGCUAACCCUGAGCUUGUUUAGGCCAUCCACUCCACCCAGACCCCGCCCCACUCCUCGAGCUCACAGAAGUCGUUCAUGAGGUUGAACACCGACUUCAAGCAACGGUCUGCCGAGCGUGCCAGGCCAAUAUUAUCAAAGGCCCAGUCCGUAGCCGUCUCCACACACGACUCGUACCUGGAAGCGCCUUCUAACGGUAAUAAAACCUUUCCUUUGUCGCUCUAACGCUCUCUCUUCCUCUGUUAUCCCUCACUUUCAUCAACUUUGUCAUUGAAUUUAGGUGAACAAUCAGCACGGAACGGCAGUCUACUGUCUCACACUCCAUCGUGCUCUUCCUUAGAGAAGACUGAGACCAGUGACUUCAUUACCACCCUCAACUUCAUGCUAUCUCCGGCUAAGAAAGGCCGUAAGUCAUUUGCAUUGAUUUGAAGAACAUACCAUAAGUUAUAUGAUAUAAACCUUCACUUUACUAUUUUCAGAAACCCAAGAAGAUCCGAGUCUGUGGCUGGGAAUGUCGACGGGCGUGGUGGUUGCUUUCAAUCUGAAUCUACCCCAUAAUCGACUAGCCAAUUCGAUCGUAGUAGCACCAUGUAAUGGUGUCAUCAAACUACAAGAACAGAUCAUAGCUUCAGUAUUCAUGGACAAGAACUUCGCCAUCAUCGAAGCGGCUUCAGAUUCCUUCCGUGACUCCAACAAGGACUCUCCCCCGACCUCAGCCAACCGUGACAAGCUCUACCAGAACAAGGCCCAGACCAAGUCCAGUAUGACGCCCAGCUUUGCUCAGAAUCCGGAUUCUGGAGGCCCACCGCCUCCAGAAGACCUACAACAACUGGGGAUCUUCGUAUCGGAACAGGAGAUCAAAGUGAUCGCUCUUCCUACCUACAACCAGAUAUUCCACUACAAAGCUGACAUUCCUUUUGUCAAAGUAAGUGAAGUCAAGGAUUCAUAUUUUAAUCUUUAUACCUCAGCUUUUAGGUAUGAAAAUAAUAUUUUCAAAUUUGUCUCAACUUCAUUAAACUUGAACUUGCAGGCCAAAUCCACGCACAUCAGAGGCUACCCUGCCUUGAUCUGUUUAAGUGCCUCAGGGCAUAUUGUUGUCUUCAGCUUGCCAUCACUUCAGAUGCUUUUCACCGCUCAACUAUUCAGAAGAUCAGUCGAAAUCGAGGAUGCGUAAGUCUUUUUCCUUCCUUUUUUAUCAAUAAGUCAACCGACCGGUCGGUUAUGAGCUGUUUCCCCUUUUCCGAGCUAUGUCAUAAUAUCUUCAGCAUCUGCUCCAAAACCGACUUCUCCGAGCACGGCAUGGCCAUGUACAUGGCGACCCCUUCCGAGGUAAGUUCCGAAUCCUGAUUCUGAAUCCGGCUUCAGAUGCAAAAACUGACGGUGUGCGCGGAGACGAGGGCGCAGGUGGAGGACAGCGCGGGGGAGUUGUUUGUGCCAUGUGAUAUGCCUGAGGCGCCCAAAAGUUCCUUCUUCAAGGGCGUUUCCACUCUAUUCUCAGGGGGCCAGAAGGAAGUCGUCGACAUCGACGCUAUCUGUAAGUAAUACUCUAAAUGCAUCUCUCAAGUCAUAGUUCAAACAUUCAGUACUGUGGUGCAAAGUUAAGAUAAGAAAAGCUUAGAAAGUCCAAUAUCAUCUUAAUUAUUAAAUUCAAAAUUGUAAAGUGAAGUUACUAUAAGAACAAUUUAACUUUGAGACAAAAGAACUGUUACCUAAAACAAUAUCGCUUUAGUUGCCGAAAAGCCGAACACAACAGCUACUACAAGUGUCAAAACUGUGGCCAAACAAAUCCCGAGCAGUUCUAAUCAAUUGAAUAUGGAGAAUGCCCAGCGGCAUGGAAUCAGUGCUGGUCAAGCGGCCGCCAUGGCUAUUCAGGUAGGUAACACAACAUAUUGACUAAAUUCUGACUACUGUUUUAAAAAGUCGCACUUUUGUGUGUAUUUACGAAGUCAGUGUAAAGCGGGUUACCUUUUAGUAACAAGCAAUGCCAUAAAACUGCGAAUAAGUUCAUUAUUUUAUGACGUUUUUGUGGCGUGGAUAAUAUAAAAUUAUGUAAACCGUUUUUUCAAGAAAUUUUCUCGAGAAAAAUAGAUAAAAACUUACUUUAUAUCAUUGUAAACAGCUUCGUAGUCUAAAAGGGCAUUAUUUCACCUGAAAACGUUAUUUAACAAGGUUUUGUCGGCCCUGCGACGUGCGCCCUACCACGCUGCAGCCUGCACACAAGUGGUUUUGAAAUAAAUAAUUCGCGAGCCGUAUUUUAGCUUUUUAACCAAAAUAUAGCCAAAAAAAGAAAAGCGAAAAAAUUGAUAGAUUUUUUUAUAUAUGUGACAUUUUAUAUUGUAGAACCUGAACGAGAGAGGCGACAAACUGAACGCGACCAUCGACGCAACCGAGCAACUCCGCAACAACGCGAUGAGCCUGCAGUCGCGGUCGUCGAAGCUGGUGGAGAAGUACGAGAAGAAGAAGUGGUAUCAGCUAUAA
Messenger RNA from Bursaphelenchus okinawaensis, 10242 nucleotides. The record is from the annotation of a GenBank genome assembly. Lineage: Eukaryota; Metazoa; Nematoda; Chromadorea; Rhabditida; Aphelenchoididae.